AUGCGAGGGAAGUGCACCGCGACGGAGCGCCACCCCGCCCUCAGCCUGCAGGGGAAUGUACACCCACAAAAUAUAUGGACGAGACACCACCAAACACACAUGCCCUUCCAUGCACCAAUAAAUAGGAGCGAAGGUGCGUUCCGGUGCGUGGGAGUCCACUCACAUAUUUUCAUUUCCACCGCAAUAAACGGUGAGGAAUCAGGUGCCACAGCAACGAAAGGAGAAACAAACAUCUAUUGCAGCACUUUACCAGCGAAAAGCAGGAACAACACAAAACAAAUUCUUGGCUGCACCAACACAAAAAACAUUCAAAAGAGGAAAAAAAAAAUAAUUGUGUACCCUGCGGGAAUCCUCAACACACGACUCAGGCAUGAUGUUUUACCCUCCGAAAAAACAAAACGCAUACAAACAUCUGCCAACAUCCAAAAAGAAACACAAAUAAAUGAUUGCUUGAUUUAUUCCAUUAGUUGCGCUUCUUUUUCUUGUUGCGUGUGCGGCUGCUGCUGCGGUGGUGGCUGCGCUUGCAUGAAGUGGUGUGCGCUGAAUAUGAACGAAGGCUAA
This is a messenger RNA of Trypanosoma cruzi, 561 nucleotides long. RefSeq lists its product as uncharacterized. The coding region runs from base 1 to 561 and encodes 186 amino acids. The record is from RefSeq and is a predicted model, not a curated record. NCBI's taxonomy places the organism in Eukaryota, Euglenozoa, Kinetoplastea, Trypanosomatida, Trypanosomatidae. The transcript has a single exon.